AUGUCUCAACAAGCAUUCAACGCUGGCCAGUCCAAAGGCCAAGCUCAUGAGAAAGCUGAGCAGUGGACUGAAUCUGCCAAGCAGACGGCGCAAUCAGCAUGUGACAAAACCGCAGAUAUGGCACAAUCGGCACGCGACAAGGCAGCCGAUGUCACACAGUCGGCACGUGACAAGUCCGCAGAUGGAUCCCAUUCCACUAAACAAUCCGCCCAACAAAACAAAGAACCAGCUGCUGGUUUUCUCGGCCAGACCGGUGAAAACGUGAAGAACAUGGCACAGGGUGCUUUAGACGGUGUGAAGAACAGUCUUGGCAUCAACGAGAAGAAAUGA
Messenger RNA from Arabis nemorensis, 330 nucleotides. The record is from the annotation of a GenBank genome assembly. NCBI's taxonomy places the organism in Eukaryota, Viridiplantae, Streptophyta, Magnoliopsida, Brassicales, Brassicaceae.